AUGCCUUGCCCUGCUAUAUCGUAUUAUGCCCUUCUCUUCGCCGUCUUUCUCUCUCAAGCCACAGCCUGGAUCCACAACACCCCAAAUGUGUACCUCAUCCGCCAUGGCGAAAAGUCGGGCCUCUCCAAAGACCGCGGGCUAAACUCGGAGGGCGAACUGCGCGCGGAAUGCCUACGUAACAUAUUUGGAGCCAACUCCACCUACGACAUCAAGUAUAUCCUCGCGCCCAAAUUCAACAAGCAAGGCUAUCACCGCCGCUCCUACGACACCGUCCACCCACUCGCCGAAGACCUCGGCCUUUCCAUCGACACAUCCUGCAAGCGGAACAAGCCCGGCUGUCUCGUAAAGAGAAUCAAAGCAUACCGCGGCCCAGGCAACAUCCUCAUCUCCUGGCGCCACAGCAAAAUCAGCGCCAUCGCAAGCAAGCUGGGCGUGGACGAGGUACCGGACUACCCGGAUGAGCGGUUCGACCUUAUCUGGACGAUGGUCUAUCCGUAUGAGAAUGUCACAUCGGUAGAGAGUGAGAAUUGUCCGGGUUUGGAUGCGCAGUCUGUGUUGCGGGUGCAGGUCUGA
This is a messenger RNA of Aspergillus campestris IBT 28561, 573 nucleotides long. RefSeq names its product putative phosphoglycerate mutase family protein. The record is from RefSeq and is a predicted model, not a curated record. The transcript has 3 exons. Bases 1 to 573 code for a protein of 190 amino acids. NCBI's taxonomy places the organism in Eukaryota, Fungi, Ascomycota, Eurotiomycetes, Eurotiales, Aspergillaceae.